AUGGCAUCGUCCUUACCUAUAGAGCUUGUCAAGGAGGUUUUUGAGUAUCUCCCAGUGCCAACUAAUGAAUUGUUCGGUGAAGGAGAUGGAGGAGCUGGAAGCUGGAGAAAUCUCAAACAAAUGACCUUCUCCAUUACUUUGCUUAGAGACAAUGGUGAUAUUUAUGAUCAAAUUGAAUCCAAAGAGUAUCAUAAAACAAUUCAAACUGUUCAUUCAUCACCAGAAUCACUCAUAGAUUGUUACCAUCGUCCACCAUUCUUUCCCGAUGGAUGUGAACUAGUAACUCAUCCUCAUGAAUUGAAAAUGCUUGCAGACUUAGACAAGACAGUGGUAAACAAUUUCCGUACACGUUUGGAUCAGGAUAUUUUACACGGAUUGAGUAGUUACCAGGAAUUGAGCCAAGACGUUACAUUCAGCGAAGUUCAAGUGAAUGAUUUGAAUGAAUUGGAGUAUUUAGAUAUUGAUUAUGAGUCAUUGGUUGUUCAAGGACCUUGUGAUAGUAGAUUUUAUGAUUUGCCUUUGAAGAAAUUGAAAUUGGAUUCUACGGAAUGGCGGGGCCCUUUGGUGGGAAGUUUAGCCAAUACCUUAGAACAUCUCAUUAUUCGAGUUGAUGGUAAUGACCAAUAUUUGGAUUUGAGUCUACCUAAGGUUAAGAUGUUAGAGGUUGUAACACACUCAGGUAACCCAUCCUUGGAAUUGAUUCUUCCAUCAAACUUAGAACUGUUGGUCAUUGAUGGAAAUGCUCAAACUGUCAAAGCUGAGUUACCUCAAAGUCUUAAAACCUUACUGGCCGAAAGAGUAGAAAAUUUCGAAAGCAGUUGGAUGACACCUUCACUCCAAUCAUUAAGCUUCAUCCCAAAAACCAACCACAUAGAUCAGUCCCAAUUAAAACAUUUAACUAUUAAGAACAUAGAUCCUGAAAGAUCUUGCGUACUCUCAAAGCUACCCCCAUCAUUGGAGUCUUUGGAAGUAAUUCAUCAGGUAGAUUUGGCAGUAGACUUUACAAAAUAUCCUAACCUUAAGAAUUUUUCAGUGUUGGGUCCAGAUCCAUUAAAAAUGUUCAAAAAUUACCAGGGUCAUGGUAUCAAUACUUUUUCCUUCCAAUAUGCCCAGAAUCAUUACCUGGUUCCCUUCGGUGAUAAUCUUAGCGAUUUCAGUCUUUCAGAGUGUUACCAUGAAGUUAGCAAUGUAAGUUACCCAAAAUCAUUGAAAUAUUUGAAAGUAUCAAGAUGCGUUUCGGAGUUCGUGAAUGGGUUACCUGAAUUAAGAUCAUUGAGCUUGAAGGAUAUUUCACCUACAUCUAUUGUAACUUUACCCAACCUCCAAAUGCUUCAGAUAGUUAAUUGUAACUUGGAUAUGUUCAUCUAUCACCAGAUUAAACAUUUCUUCGUUACCAAUGUCGAAAUCAAUCAGUUCAAAGUACCUGAAGAUGUUCUCACAUUGGAGAUAAUGCAAACCUCACUCCCUCCUGUUCUCGAUUUUACCAACACAAAAUUAUCAAAAGUUUCAUUGGGUGCAAAGUUCCCCGAGUUUUCAGAAGAUGACGAAUUUUUUGACGAUCUUAAGAGUUUCCCUUAUGAACCUAAAAUCUUACUCCCUUCAACAAUAAGAGUAUUUGAAAUCGAUGCGGCUCAUGGUAUUGAGCCAAGAGUUGGUUAUGAUAAUGUUAACAAAAGUAUCCUUAGAAGUAUUUAG
Yamadazyma jaroonii is the source of this 1695-nucleotide messenger RNA. The record is from the annotation of a GenBank genome assembly. Lineage: Eukaryota; Fungi; Ascomycota; Pichiomycetes; Serinales; Debaryomycetaceae.